CGGGUCAUUGCCUCACGCCUCGCCAGAUAGCACGCGUCACCCGCUCCGGCUCGGGCUGUUAUCUCCUCGUCGCUCUACCUCCUGCAGCCUUUACUCGCCUGCACCAGAUUGUCUCCACCCUCCACCUUCAAGAUGGGACGGAAAAAACAACAGAGAAACGAAUUUUACUACUUCAUGGUGGAUAAAAAGCCAGAAAUUGAGAAGAGAUUAGGGCGGAUUGUGACAAUGGCGGAACUGCCCCAACACUUGAGCUCUGAAUGGAAGACAUUGUCAGAGGCACAGAAGCAAAAAUAUAAAUUGAUGGUUGUAAAACGAAAAGAGACGGCAGAGAAACUUGAUUGUAGAGGUUUGCCGAUGACAGAACUUAGACGUCAGGAGGAGAUGAAGCGGAAAAAAAUAGAAGAGAUGGAACGGGAGAUCUUAAACACUGUUGAUAUGUAUGCCUCAGGAUCUAUCCUUCAUGAGGCAACAUUCUACAUCAUCAGCACCAGCUAUUAUGUUCUGACAGAAGAGGGUAAAUAUUCUCCAGCUGAGCUAGGUCUGGUGCAGUUCAGCUUCCGAAAUGGAAUCUUCAGGCAUUAUCAUGCAAUCUUGAAGCCGGAGAUCCCCAAGAGUUACGGUUACACGGCCAAGGUCCACUCUGAAACUACACAUAAAUUACUAGAGGAAAACAGUUGUGCUGUUGAGGACAAAGAAGCAGUCUUUGUGGGAUUGAAAGAAUUUGUUUAUAAGGAGAACAACAAAUUGCCACCUCUGUAUACAUUGGAUGAUGAAAUCGAGCAGACAACAGCAAUCUUGGAUGACAUUACAGGUGCAGGAUAUUAUAGAGUUUACUCGUUAGGUAAACUCUUCAUGAACCUGUACUCCAGAAUACAUCCUAAGUGUCCUAUUACACUGUCCAUUGCAAACAAUAUGAUGACUCACUGUGGACUUGAUUAUCAUCCAGAAGCUGCUUGUGAGUGGCAUAAAAAUUACCAGAAAGAUGCUGGAAAGUAUUGCUCGUUAUCAUGUGCACGUCGAUGGUUAUUUUUGAUGUGUGAUAAUGUGAACUUGGAGAAAGAAUUUGGAAUACAGCCACAAGAAGGUAGACAUCAGCUACGUGCUGUUCAAUCGUGCGGUGUUCCGGUGGAUGUUCAGAGGACUGUUCAUAAGGUUGUGGCCAGAAGACUCAACAACCAAAGUAAUUUUACACAAGGCAAAUUCAACACAAGAAAAUAAACUAAGUUUGUGUAAUUGUAGGCAUUUUUAAUUAAACUAAUCUGGUUUAGUUACAUUGGCAACACUAUCUUGUCCUGAAUUUUUUUUUUUAUUAGUUAUCCAACAUUUCUAAGUUCAACAAUAAAUAGAAGUUUACUGAUAAAUUUAUUUACUGCUAAUGAUGCCAAAUGUAUAAAGAAAAUGUUAAAAUUGUCUUCUUUUGAUAAAAGAAGACAAAGCAUUGAUAACACCUUCCAUUUUCAGACUUCUGUUUGAACUAAAUCUAACCCCAAGGAUGUUUAUCAGACUUGAUAAUGCGAAAUUCCAAACUGAAUUUUAAUAAGUGCAAAGUAUAUUUUUUUUUAGGUUAAAAUGUUUGAAUAUUGUACCAUUUCACUCAAUGAAUAAAUGUUUAGUUUAUGAACUUUUGUAGUUUGACACCUUUCAGAGGAACCAUAUAAUGAAAAAUAAGAAAUUAAACAAUUUUGCCUGUAAAUUAAGCAUUGUUCUGAAGUUUGGUUUUGGGAAUUAAAAAGUAAACGACAA
Molecule: messenger RNA, 1743 nt
Organism: Procambarus clarkii (red swamp crayfish)
Lineage: Eukaryota; Metazoa; Arthropoda; Malacostraca; Decapoda; Cambaridae
Source: RefSeq, a predicted model, not a curated record